CUGCCCGGCCGGCCUAGGCCCGGCCCAGCCCGGCCCCGGGUCCGCCGCUGCCCGCGGGCGGGGGCGCCGGGCAGCCGGGGAGAUGCGCGGUCCCUGGCCCCGAGAGGCGGCCGUCCUGGGGCGCCCCCGUCUUCAUGAUUUGGGACUCGACGGGGAGACCCAAAGAGAAGCGAGAUUCAGCACUCGACGGGGCGGACAGCACUCCCAGUGGCUGACCGUCGGGAUGGAGGUGAGAAGACGGCCGUGAGGCGCGCCCGUGCGGCCCCCUGCACCCCCAGCGACCCGCAGCGCGCCCUGCCCCCCUCCCCCGCGGCGGCCAGCCUUGCCGUCCAGUGACAGCGGCCUGGGGGGGCAGGGGGGGCGGGGACGGCCGGACCAGCGAUGCCGGCGGGCAUGACGAAGCAUGGCUCCCGCUCCACCAGCUCGCUGCCCCCAGAGCCCAUGGAGAUCGUGCGCAGCAAGACGUGCUCGCGCCGCGUCCGCCUCAACGUCGGGGGGCUGGCGCACGAGGUGCUGUGGCGCACGCUGGACCGCCUGCCGCGCACACGCCUGGGCAAGCUCCGCGACUGCAACACGCACGACUCGCUGCUCGAGGUGUGCGACGACUACAGCCUUGAAGACAACGAGUACUUCUUCGACCGCCACCCGGGCGCCUUCACGUCCAUCCUCAACUUCUACCGCACCGGGCGGCUGCACAUGAUGGAGGAGAUGUGCGCGCUCAGCUUCAGCCAGGAGCUCGACUACUGGGGCAUCGACGAGAUCUACCUGGAGUCCUGCUGCCAGGCCCGCUACCACCAGAAGAAGGAGCAGAUGAACGAGGAACUCAAGCGCGAGGCCGAGACGCUGCGCGAGCGCGAGGGCGAGGAGUUCGAUAACACCUGCUGCGCUGAGAAGAGGAAGAAGCUCUGGGACCUUCUGGAGAAGCCCAACUCCUCCGUGGCUGCCAAGAUCCUUGCCGUGAUUUCCAUCAUGUUCAUCGUCCUCUCCACUAUUGCCCUAUCACUCAACACACUGCCUGAACUGCAGAGUUUUGACGAGUUUGGCCAGACCACAGACAACCCCCAACUGGCCCAUGUGGAAGCUGUGUGCAUUGCCUGGUUCACCAUGGAGUACCUGCUGCGAUUCCUCUCCUCACCCAAGAAGUGGAAGUUCUUCAAGGGCCCACUCAAUGCCAUUGACUUGUUGGCCAUUCUACCAUAUUAUGUCACCAUUUUCCUCACCGAAUCCAAUAAGAGUGUGCUGCAGUUCCAGAAUGUUCGCCGAGUAGUCCAGAUCUUCCGCAUCAUGCGUAUUCUUCGAAUCCUUAAGCUUGCACGCCACUCCACUGGCCUCCAGUCCUUGGGCUUCACCCUGAGGAGGAGCUACAAUGAGUUAGGUUUGCUCAUUCUUUUCCUUGCCAUGGGCAUUAUGAUCUUCUCCAGCCUUGUCUUCUUUGCUGAAAAGGAUGAGGAUGAUACCAAAUUUAAAAGCAUUCCAGCCUCUUUCUGGUGGGCCACCAUCACUAUGACAACUGUUGGGUAUGGAGAUAUCUACCCCAAGACUCUCUUAGGGAAGAUUGUGGGAGGACUCUGCUGCAUUGCGGGUGUUCUGGUUAUUGCUCUUCCCAUUCCCAUCAUUGUCAAUAAUUUCUCUGAGUUCUAUAAGGAGCAGAAGAGGCAAGAGAAAGCAAUCAAGAGGAGGGAGGCUCUAGAAAGAGCCAAGAGGAAUGGUAGCAUCGUGUCCAUGAAUAUGAAAGAUGCAUUUGCCCGGAGCAUUGAAAUGAUGGACAUUGUGGUUGAGAAAAAUGGAGAAAAUAUAAGUAAGAAAGACAAAAUUCAAGAUAACCACUUGUCCCCCAAUAAAUGGAAAUGGACAAAGAGGACAUUGUCUGAAACCAGCUCAAGUAAGUCCUUUGAAACCAAGGAGCAGGGAUCCCCUGAGAAGGCCAGAUCAUCUUCUAGUCCUCAGCAUCUGAAUGUCCAGCAGUUGGAAGACAUGUAUAAUAAGAUGGCCAAGACUCAAUCUCAACCUAUCCUCAAUACCAAGGAGUCUACAACACAGAGUAAACCAAAGGAAGAACUUGAAAUGGAGAGUAUCCCCAGCCCUAUAGCCCCUCUGCCAACUCGUACAGAAGGGGUCAUUGACAUGCGAAGCAUGUCAAGCAUUGAUAGCUUCAUUAGCUGUGCCACAGACUUCCCUGAAGCUACUAGAUUUUCCCAUAGCCCUUUAGCAUCACUACCCAGCAAGGCUGGGAGCAGCAUGGCCCCAGAGGUAGGUUGGCGGGGAGCUCUGGGUGCCAGUGGUGGUAGGUUUGUAGAGGCCAACCCCAACCCAGAUGCCAGCCAUCGUUCUGCUUUCUUCAUUGAGAGCCCCAAGAGUUCCAUGAAAACCAACAAUCCCUUGAAGCUUCGAUCAUUUAAAGUCAACUUCAUGGAGAGGGAUCCCGGCCCACUAGUCCCAGGUCUGGGGAUGUACCAUGACCCUCUUAGGAACCGGGGGAGUUCUGCAGCUGCUGUUGCUGGACUAGAGUGUGCCACACUCUUGGACAGGCCUAUGCUAAGUCCAGAAUCUUCCAUCUACACCACAGCAAGUGCUAGAACACCCCCCCGGUCACCUGAGAAACAUACAGCAAUAGCAUUCAACUUCGAAGCAGGUAUCCAUCAGUACAUUGAUGCAGACACAGAUGAUGAGGGACAGGUGCUCUACAGUGUGGACUCUAGUCCUCCUAAGAGCCUCCAUGGAAGUAGCAGUCCCAAGUUCAGUGUUGGGACAAGAUCAGAGAAAAACCACUUUGAAAGCUCCCCCUUGCCCACCUCCCCUAAAUACUUAAGGCAGAACUGUAUUUACUCUACAGAAGCAUUGACUGGAAAAGGCCCCAGUGGUCAAGAAAAAUGCAAACUCGAGAAUCAUAUCUCCCCUGAUGUCCGAGUAUUACCUGGGGGAGGAGCUCAUGGAAGCACACAGGAUCAGAACAUUUGAACUACCUUGCAUAAUGGAGAGAUUUGUGGCAAGGCCCAAAGAGAAAUGCUGUUUAGCUUACCUGCCACAGAGCUUUUCUGCAUGAACUCUGAAAGAGAAAGGCUCUGCAAAGUCCCCCAGAAAGAAGAGAGUCUGCAGAGAAGGCUCCCUAAGAACUUGAGAGCCAUGACAGGUCCACCAGAAUGGAGUUGGCCAAGCCAUCAAAUAUGGCACCUCCUUGUAACAACUCUACUGCCCUCUUUGGGAGAUGACAUGAGCAGAACUCACAGCUACCACUCCUACCACAUUCUAGAAGUAAUCAAGGCCACUUCCUUCCCAUUCUUUUCUCAUGGCUCUCUAUCACAGCCUCUGGGGGCAACAUCUCCAUCCCACCUAGCUUCAGCUGGAGAAGGACACUGGAACAAGUGGCUGGAAUUGAAAGGGUGGGUUGACAAAUUUGGUAUCAUUUGUUGUCUGAUCACCUCUAAAACUACAGUCCAUCAACUCCUGGAUGGAUCCAGAUUAGAAGGACACAUGACGAAAUGUGUCAUGCGACAUGUGUCAUACUACAUGUGUCAUGAGGAAAGGCUACGUGUGUCAUGAGGAAAUUUGCGCCAUAAGCCACAAUCCCAGCGCAAAACCCUUAUUAUUCAAAUGUCUUCAUUGACUUUAGUAUUCCAUAGUACCUGAAAUUUUAUUUUGAGAUAUCAUCAGGGUGAGUUGCACCACUUAUACUCAAUUGUGUUUGCCCCCUGGCAAUCUGGGAAAGGUUCAGAAAGUGGGCACUCAGCCAACAGUAUGAACUCUGAGCAUUGCUUUAGGGUUGUAGAAGGAAAAGGCUUUCUGUACAUCACUAGUGUAGACUCAAAAUAUAUGCAAGUGUCAAAUAUGCAAAAGUAUAGCUUAUUCAAAGAGACUGUAUGUUCCUGAAGAACAGAAUAAAAUCUGAUUUUUUUUUAUCUGCAAAAACAAAAGGGGAAAAAAAAUCCCCAGUUGAAAUGCCCAGUUCAGACUUUUGAAUACUUCCUGAUGCUGAAGGGAAAGUAUCUACUAUAAUAGAUAUUCUUUUUUUCUUCUUCCUUUUUUUUUUUUUGGUUUUGUUUCUGUAGUAUUCAAGUUUUAAAAAAAAAGUUGAAUAAAAAGCACUUUAUGUUUUUCAAAACAUAGGUUCUACCAGGGACAGUGUCAACAUCUUGCACUUUAAAAUAAGCACUAUUUCCCAUGGGCUACGUACUGGGACUACAGUGGGUUUGUGGUACAUGCCUGUGUCUGGCCACAGUGGGCAAUAUUGUACUGGUAUCACUGUCUGCCAUGUCAAAGUCUAUGGGCUCCUUUCUGCCCCUCUGAAGCUCUCCUUCAUCCCCUUAAUCAGAAAGUGUACUUGGCCCUUGAGUAGGGCCUUUCAUAAAGUCACAUGUACAGAAAUCAUGUACACCUCAGAAGAAUUCAGCAGACAGUUGGGCAUUUGGGUGUUUUACUCUGUUCUUUUUCUUGUCAACCAGCUGUGGUGUGUCUUCAGUGUCACUGUCUGUACUAAAAGCACUCCUUUCUGAAGUCAUCAAUGCAGCCAGUACAGGCAAAAGCAAUAAGUAUAUGUAUGCAUCAUGAGUGGUUCUGGUGUAUUUCUUGGAAUUGGUCUUCCUGUCUUAUAUUGAUGACCUAUCAUUGCCCUAUCUGAUUUUUGUUCAACAGCACAGUAUUGUUGUCCAUUUCUUACUUCAGUGGCAUUGGGUUGAGCCACUAGUUAGCACCAUGUCAAGCUGUUGGACCAUCGGUAAAGAUGACUUGUUAUUGAUCUGCUUGUCUUUAGUACAAUGGAACAAUGUUGUAGUCUUAAUCCCACUACCAUAAUGUAAAUCUGUCAAUCCUUAAUACAGUGACAGGCACAUGUGUUCAAAAUAUGAUGUGUUUCACCUGUCCUUCAUUCAACAUGCUGUUAGUCUGAUUUUUAGUACAAUGGUACCACCCACUUAUCAGUAUACAUAUGUCACAGGGCCAUUCUGCCAGUCCUCUGUACAAUGGCAUAAGGUGGGGCUACCUGUCACAGAUAGGAUGGCACGGAGUCAUUUCACUGACCUUAAAAGUAUUCGUUCUCUACAAAGACACCAGGUUCAUACUGCUUCUCAGCAUCACCAAGGAUUGUAAGAUCCCUCCAAGAAGAUACAGACCUAUUCUUUGCUUCAGUAACAAAGAAAAUGAGUGCUGAAAUAUCUUGACUCAUCCAAGUUAUCUUCAGAGUACCUCCGCAGCAAAAACAAAAGGACUUGAUGGACAGGGAGAGGGAGAGAUCUUUCUGUGCUAGUGGCACACCAGAAUGAAGGAGCAGCUGCAUUUUCGAGGUGUUUUGUUGAGCACACAAUUGGGGUCAGGGUUUGUGGUCGAAUGAUCGUGGAACAGUCCUCCCCAGACCAUUACAUGUGUCUCUUCUUUGUUUUCAUCACCAUUUACGUCCACCAUCAGCACAAAUGUGAAAAUUCAGGGAAAACAAAACAAAUGCUUUUUGAUAAAAGUAAAUAGUUGUGAUUUCCGAUUCAGAUAUUUUUAGAGCUGAUGCUAUCUGUAAAAAUUAAUAAUUAUUAUAAUAUAGUCUAUUUUACAUAUCAGGAAAGUGACAUGUUUAAAUAUAGCCAUAUAUAGUGAGAAGGAACUUAACACCCCUUCUUCAAACUGAGGCAUUUCAUUUGUUAGUUGAAGCAGAUGAGAAAUGUACAGAUUGGAAAUGUUUUUUUUUCCUUUUUUUUUUUCUUUCAACAAUAACCAAUUGGUGCAACUCUCCUUGUAACCAAAGGCCCUUUCUGCCUUGUGUGGUCAUGCAGGACCUAGCCCUUCCUUCCUCUUGUAUUUUGUCUGACCUUAAAGUAGCAUUUUAUUGAGUCACUUUUGAAGGAUGAAUUCAGAAGUAUCAUUAAGAACCUACUUUUUCAGGCUUAAUAGCCAGAGUCCUAUAGAGUUCUUAUAGAAACAGAAUAACUGAAACUCAGCAUAUACUAUGCUUAGAAAGUAUUGUGAUUUGUUUUUGUUUUGUUUUGUUUUCUUUACUUGUGUAUGUAUUAUAGGAAUGUAAGUUUUUACCCUGUGCCCAAUUAAAAAUAGAGUAUUGUAGGUUUUCCCUGGCCCCCACCUGCCAAAAAGGAACAUGCCCAUAUUUUACUAUGUAAACACUCUUCCUGAACCUGUGUACAUGCACUGGGAAAUCUACCUGAGUCUCCGCUGAGAGACGGGUCUUGACAGAAAGGUGAAAAGCAAUGAUUUUUGAGGCAAGUGCUGCUUUAACUUGAUGGUCCAUUUCCCACCUAUUCCUGAACCAGUGAAUGAAGAAAACCCCAAAUCAACUAGAAGGAAGGAAACCAGAAGUUGGAGAUGGACAGACGCCUGGACCCUUUAGCAUAUCAGUGAAACUCACCAAGCCAGCCAAACUUGAGUUAUAACUUACACCAUUAACAGCAAGGGCUAGGGACCAGGUAGCCAUGUGUCCCAAUCAGAAGGCAAGAAGCCACAACCAGUGGACAGAGGUGAGCAAGCUCUAGAGAAGACAGUUUAUCUACCUUUUCAUCUUUGGGUAAAGAAAAACAACAGGACUUUGGUGCAGUAGAUUUCUCAGUGCCUUCUUUAGGAAUUUUAAGCACACUUAAUGGGGAAAGAAAAAUAGGAGAGAGCCUUGGUUCCCGUGUGGCCCCUUUGCCUAGCAGCAUUGGGGAAUCAAGAAGGAAGAAGAAACUGGGGAAAUAACAGAAUCCUGAGGAGGCCAUUUCCUUCCAACCCACCCAGUUGUCCCUGAGAAUUGAUGGUGAUACAAACUUUUUCAAACUGAUUACCUACUUCUCCUCCAAUGUGUCUUAGUAACUGUAGCCUCAUCCCUGCCCUUUCUCCUAAUAAGAUUUCACAUUUCUAAGAAGAAAAAAAAAACAGUAUUCUCUUCUGUAAAUCUGUAAUGUAUUGUCUAUGUUUUGUAAUUAUUGUAUAUUUCUGUCUUGCUCCAAGUCAUGGCUGGAGUGUCUGAUCCAUGGGCAUGGGGAAAUUUUAAAUUCGCCACAGGCAAGUAUCACUAAAGCCAGGUUGAUCUCUCUCCUUACUUCUCUGCCAACUCGUCUCAAGUAACAUAACCCUGAGCUUCAUCCUCCAGUUUAAAAACUUGGAAUCAGAUGAGAAUUGAUGAAAUACCUCUAGGAUGGGGAUCCUUUGAGAAAGGACAUGUGUUCUGUGGCUUCCAAUUUGGCAAGAAGAAGAAGGGGGCUCCCUUGAGUGCCCUGGCUGGACUGUGGAGAGCCUCCAGCCCCAACUGGAAGUUUCCUCACCUCUCACCGCAUAUAUAACAGCAUCCAAAUGCUUUCAUUCAGCCAGGGUGACCUAAACUAGGCCUGGCUACAUCCAGAAAUAAGAGUUACCUCUAUAGUUUCUGUUGCCAUUGUUCUAAAUCUAGAAGUAUCUGAUGCACAACCAUGUCAUAGGAUGCCCACACAUCUCAGAGUGGUCUAUUUUUCUGUUCAGAUAAAUAUAAAUAUAUAUGUA
Molecule: messenger RNA, 7446 nt
Organism: Erinaceus europaeus (western European hedgehog)
Lineage: Eukaryota; Metazoa; Chordata; Mammalia; Eulipotyphla; Erinaceidae
Gene: KCNB1
Product: potassium voltage-gated channel subfamily B member 1
Exons: 4
Coding region: 382-2958 (858 amino acids)
Biological process (GO): potassium ion transmembrane transport; protein homooligomerization
Cellular component (GO): voltage-gated potassium channel complex; membrane
Molecular function (GO): delayed rectifier potassium channel activity; protein binding
Source: RefSeq, a predicted model, not a curated record